Messenger RNA from Leucoraja erinaceus (little skate), 2729 nucleotides. RefSeq names its product chemokine (C-C motif) ligand 36, duplicate 1 (gene ccl36.1). The transcript has 3 exons. Gene Ontology annotation, cellular component: extracellular region. The record is from RefSeq and is a predicted model, not a curated record. Gene Ontology annotation, molecular function: CCR chemokine receptor binding; chemokine activity. The coding region runs from base 2154 to 2438 and encodes 94 amino acids. NCBI's taxonomy places the organism in Eukaryota, Metazoa, Chordata, Chondrichthyes, Rajiformes, Rajidae. Gene Ontology annotation, biological process: positive regulation of ERK1 and ERK2 cascade; cellular response to tumor necrosis factor; neutrophil chemotaxis.
ACUGUCUUAUGAAGAACGACUGGAUAGACUUGGUUUAUACUCUCUAGAAUUUAGGAGAUUGAGAGGGGAUCUUAUAGAAACUUACAAAAUUCUUAAGGGGUUGGACAGGCUAGAUGCAGGAAGAUUGUUCCCGAUGUUGGGGAAGUCCAGGACAAGGGGUCACAGCUUAAGGAUAAGGGGAAAAUCCUUUAAAACCGAGAUGAGAAGAACUUUUUUCAUACAGAGAGUGGUGAAUCUCUGGAACUCUCUGCCACAGAGGGUAGUUGAGGCCAGUUCAUUGGCUAUAUUUAAGAGGGAGUUAGAUGUGGCCCUUGUGGCUAAGGGGAUCAGGGGGUAUGGAGAGAAAGCAGGUACGGGAUACUGAGUUGGAUGAUCAGCCAUGAUCAUAUUGAAUGCCGGUGCAGGCUCGAAGGGCUGAAUGGCCUACUCCUGCACCUAUUUUCUAUGUUUCUAUGUUUCUAUGUUUCUAUGAACAGUGUCCUCGACUCCUGCAGCACGGAAACGAGCAUUUCAGCCCAUCUCAUCCAUGGCAACCAAGAUGUGCACAAAAGGCCCCAGAAUGUACUAUCGGGAAGAGACUCGGGAAAUUGAGGCUCUGGUGAAGAGUUAGAAGGGGGCAUUUGGCAGUUAUAAGCAACUGGGGUCGAUUGUAUCCCUGGAGGAGCUUUGGGACCUAAGCAAUAAGCUAAAACAGGAAAUCAGGGGGGCAAAAAGAUGUUAGCGUUGAAUGGGGUUGAGAGCUCUCACUGGGUUCUGAGGAGGAUUACAACUCCGACAAUGGGGAGUGAUUCUUGAUUAGUACGGAUGUCAAGGGUUAUGGAGAAGGGGCAGGAGAGUGGGGUUGGAAGGAACAGAUGGAUCAGCCAUGAUGGAAUGGCGGAGUGGACAUGAUGGGCCCAAUGGCCUUAUUCUGCUCCUACCACAUGACCUUAUGACUUUAUGAUUGUGGUGAGACUGACAAUCUGGGAUCCACUUGGGAGGCUGCAAGGUAACAAAGCACAGAGCGUAACUUGGGAAGUCGGAUGUAGAGGAUAGAGCGACAUAACUCACACCAAUCAAAUUCAUGGCCUCACUCACUGAUCACGCCAUCCGGAUUAGUUACAUGGACAUCGAGCCCAUGAAACGUUCAGCAGAUCGGGAGUACCUGAUGAGACAGAGUCCAAUUGCUUUUAUGGAAGGGAAGUCAAAUUCAGAUAUAACUUCGCUGGGAUGUUCCAGGGUCGGGGGCAGAGAGGCCGGAGAGGAUUAGAGAUAAGCGAAGUGAAUGGACAAAUGCCCUGCAUCAUAUUGGGCACACAAGCGAACAGAUCCAGUGUGAUGCAAACACAGGAAGGCCGUGUAUAUUCGAUGGUGAUACAAUGAAGGAUGUCGGUGCUCAGUCGGCCCCGCUGCCCUUGUACACUGCACGGCAUCAUCCUGAAACAACAAGGAACUGGGCGUCAAGUGACAAAUUGGUCUUUAUUGCCAGAGGAUCUGACCAAGUGUAAAGAUGGUUUGUUCAGUUCUAUACUGGCCGGAACACCACAUCUAGAAUAUUGUGAUCAGCUCUGAUCUCUCCGCCAUAGGAUUUCUGUCCCUGCUAUAGAGGGUGUGCGACCAAGGGUACACACUCCUGUGCUCAUUGUAUUGUCUUGUGAAAGUGUGUACAUAAACGGGGCCUAUACUCUAUCCAGGGGAGAAAAACGAGGGCUGAUAUCACGACAGCCUAUACAGUUCUACUGCUGCUCGGUGGGGUAGAUGCGGGGAAUAUGUUUGUCCUGACUUGGCCGUCCGGGGCCAGGGUUCACACUCGGAAUCAGUGACUUGUUAUUCGGCAAGCUUCAUUCUUCUCUCAGCUCCCCCUUCCUCUUGGUUACGGGUGUUGUGGGAUUGGAAGGAAGUGAAACGUACUGAUACUGAAAACACGGGUUCUGGAAGAUGCAGCGUGCUCCUUGCAGUUUAACACUGGAAAGGCCAUUCGCCGAAUCGUCCGUACUUCCCAUUUCAGGGAAUAAUGGUUUCGUUCUUCGGAGUAAGGUCAAUGUGGAGUCUAGGGACUUUACAGGCAGCCCCUGCAUUCCGGUCUGACUCUCCCGCUACCCUUUAAAAGGUAGACGGAGUGUAAGCUGCUCAGUCACUGAGCCCCAGCCAGCACUUCCAUCCUAGGAAGCACCAUGAAGACAGCGCUCUGCGUCGUUGCCCUUGUAGGAGCCCUGGUGAUCUGCAGUUUCCAGAAUGUUGCAGCCGCCCCGAUGGGAUCGAUAAUCCCGGAAUGCUGUGAGACGUUUAAAACCACUCGUAUUCCUCACAGGAGGCUUAAAAGCUACAUGGCAGCUCCAUGGUGCUCGACUCCCGCUGUCAUAUUCGUCAACCGGAGGGAUAUGAAGAUUUGCACCAAAGCCGGCGACGGAUGGGUCAAAACUGCAAUGAAGUAUCUGGACAGCAAACACAAGAAGUGAGAGACGAAGUGAAAUCUCUGCAUUCCAACAGACUGCCAAGAGUCGUCCCUGAAAGUCCGUUCCAUUCCCUCAGACCCACUGGUGUGGAUAAAAGCGUCGGCAUUGAGUCCACAUCCCACACAGGUCGGAUUACUGCCUGGUGCGUUGUAGAAUUGGACAUCAUAAAGCAUUCACUCGUUCUCCUUAUCGACGAUAUAUCCUGUAUAUUAUGUUAAUUUAUUUGUAGUUCUUGCAAUUAUCUUCUUUUAUUUGUCGAGUUGCAGUGUUAAUAAACUUUGAACAUGCGGUUAA